CGUUACAAAUGCACAACUGGGUCCUUUAUUGCAGAUUCAGUUACGAAGGACGGAGGACCCGUCGCUCUUUUGUGAAGCACGGUUGAGGCGCCCGCGACCGUUACCCGUGUGUUGAAAUUUCUCCUGCGAGGAUGGUCGCAGAUACUAAAUAUGGCUACGAUACAGUACCUAUCUGCUUCAUUGUAUUGUACGCUGAACUUUCUGUUAUCUCGACCUACAAAAGGAAAAAGCCUCGCAUGCUCGGUUCCCUGGACUUGCUGUGUCGACAUUGCCCUCCAUCUCCUUCUUCACAUGCUUGCAGCGGACAACUGACGCAGACUUGACGCCACGUACAUACCGCCCUGCUGCACACCUUGUCGCAAUCGGGUGCCUUAUUGCACUUGGGAAUUGGGUGUGUGGUGCGGGCAGUCCCCCGAUUCUGAUAAUAGUUUCGGAGCAAUAGAGGUUUUGUUUGGGAUUUCGUUGCUGUAAACAAGUCGUGGUUGCUACACGAGUUUUUCUUUCUUUGAUUCUUUGUAGUUUAGUUUUUUCUUCCUCCUGGUCGCCAGUUGUUGUGUUUGCGCGGGGACCGAUGGGCUAGGGCUCUUGUAUGAGAGUGCUCUCUAUAUUUCAUUCUGGUUUGAUAAGUUUUGUUGCGGUGGAGGAUAGAUUUUCUGGUUCUUAAUUGUUGACGUCAAUUAGUGAAGUGGGAUUCUCUGGUUGCAUUCCUGUGUAUAAACAUUGGGCGUUGCUGAGUGAGUGAGGGUGUGUAAGGAGUGUGAACGUGGCGAUGUUCGUGGGUGGAGAGAGAGAGAGAGAGAGAGAGAGAGAAAGAGAGAACGAGAGAGAUAUACAGGGUGGUGAAUGAGGAAUCUACUGAGUUAUUCAGGUAAAGGAGAGCGUCACUUAUUCAUCGGUACUCUUCCUGACUCUAUCCGUGCGAGAGGGCGUGGCUUCGUCGCUACCUCAAUACCUUCUGUCGUGAUCCCCCAUCACGAGCGUAUUGAACAUAGAACCACAACAACGAAACCAAAACGGCGAGGGUGAAUUUCGGGUGUCACGAUUCAGCGGGAGCGGAGUCUGAUGUUGUUUAUUUUUGAGUUCAACAGUUACCUUGAAAUUUCCUUUGCGUGAAUUCACCAAUCUUAAUUGGGUUUCCUUUCUCUCGUAUGCACACUGAGAGAGGAAGCCUUGGAAGGGGUACUGUAGAAAUUAGAGAAUCUGUACGACAUCAUCUUGCAGCUCCCGGGAUUCUGUUAAUUGCGCUGUUUGGAGAAUUUGAGAAUCAGCACAGGAUCGAGCACCACCAUUGGUAGUCCUGCGAUGCCGGGUCUUCGUAGACCGCAGAACAUAAGUUCGUACACGAACUCUAUCUACCAUGCUGACAUGCACACCUCUGCCAUGGGGCAGCAAUAUUCAUGGGAUCGAGAGAAGUCGAUCAUCCACCGAAGGCCGACAACCACCCGGCAAGCAGUGUUUCGCCCAUCCCAGUGGCUCAAACUGAGGAACAAUUAUCUGGGCGUGAGACACUUGAGCACAGCGCCUGCAGCUCCCGCAAUGCCCGCAGUGCCAGCGUGCUACGGUAGCAAUGAGAGUGACGACCUCCAGGCCAUGGUGCACGAUUUUAUCGAGAACGAUCCUUUGGACCACACAGAGGGAGUAGAUAGCGAUGGGUCUACGUCUGGCAAGAAGGUCACUGAAACCUUUCAGAUGCGGAUUUCGCAAUACAGCGCGCUGGAACGGGAGCUCCUAACUGAGGUGAAGCUGCUCCUGCUUUCCAUGAAGGGGGAUUCCGACCUUGUUUGUGGGCCUGACGGCUCUGAUUGCAAAGGAGGGUGCGUGAAGCGGUUUGUCGUCAGGCAUCUCAAGUUAUCUGGGCAUGAUGCUUCUGUGUGCAAGUCUAAGUGGCUAAGCUCCGGCCGCGUCCCUGGAGGCGAAUACGAGUACAUUGACGUCGUCUUUGAUGACGGCCAGCUAAAGGAACGGCUCAUUGUGGACGUAGACUUCCAAGUUCAGUUCGAGAUUGCAAGACCCACCCAGCAAUACGAAGCUGCUUUGAAGAUUCUCCCUGCCAUCUUUGUCGGCUCCACCUCCAAGCUUCAACAAAUUUUGGAGUUCAUGUCGGAGGCUGCAAAAGCAUCCUUGAAACAGAGCGACAUGCAUCUCCCUCCGUGGCGCACGCUCAACUACAUGAGCUCGAAGUGGCUGUCAACUUACGACAGGAAGAUCGAUCCAGUCCCGGCUUCACCAACCAUACGUCCCCGCAGCUGUCACUGGCAGAAGAAUAGGUUGGUCUUCCCGUCCAUGGCAAAGCAGUGUGGGGAGCAAUUGAGGCUUACAAAGAGCUCACUCAUUGAGGAGAUGAAAUCGUCUGGCGUCGUCGGCAAGCUUACUCGUGCGCGCAGCGCGCAUGAGAAUGUGCUGGAGCGACAUGCCCUGUAAGUAACUCGGUGGAUGGCACAAGAUUGCAUCAAACUUUUGCCCCAGAAAUUCUAUCUGCCCUAGGAGUGUUUGCCCAAGCUUAGAAUCUUAUAAUUCUUUUUGAAUAAUCGAGGUCAUUUUUUUGUUAUACAUUUUCGCAGUUUGCGAUUUGUAAUUUCUAGAGCUUUGGGCUUUCGUUUUAAGAGUUCAGGAUAGCGAUAGACGGUCCUUUCUGAGGCAACCCCGCGGUUAUGUUAGUUGAUUUGUAGAGAAAGGGUACUUCCAGCAGCUGGAUUGCAACGCGCUAUUAUGCAUUGCCCACAUCAAAAAAAAAGAAAAAAAGAAAAAGUAGAGAAAACUCUCACAAACAUCGCGGCAUCCUUACCUUGUCACCAGCAGGCCAUGAAAUCCAUGAUACUUGCUGAAUGACCUUGAAGAGUUUAAGAUAGAAUUCAACCCACGGCUUGAUACACUUAAAGUUCAACCGUUUGUUAUGUAUUUUUCAAAAGGUUUGGACAGAUUGUUAAUGUUCAUCCUGCAGCUGCCUGGCUAGAGGCUGUGCUCAUAGUCCUGCCGACAGCUGGUUUUUUGUUUAGUAGAAGAAAGUUAUGAAAAAUCAGUCAUUAGGUGACCUGCCAUCUGAGAUCCCUUUAGAGGCAAGAAAACUCUGACCUGCACAGAUUUUCAAUCUCUUUUUCUAAUAAAAUGCAGCAUGCCAUCAAAGACGACUGGCUGCUUGCUCUCAUUUAUUUGUGAA
Messenger RNA from Physcomitrium patens, 3157 nucleotides. RefSeq lists its product as uncharacterized. NCBI's taxonomy places the organism in Eukaryota, Viridiplantae, Streptophyta, Bryopsida, Funariales, Funariaceae. The record is from RefSeq and is a predicted model, not a curated record.